AUGUCAACUGCUCAAAAGCAUUCCAUUUUUGUUUUCCAUCUUCUCUUCCUUUCCUUCCUUCCCUUGAAGAUUACCUCUUCACCAAGAUCACAAGCGGAAGCCCUCAUUCAAUGGAAGAACAGCUUGCUUUUCUCUCCACUUUCUCUCAAUUCUUGGUCUGUGGCAAACAACAACCACCUCUGCAACUGGACUUCCAUUGCUUGUGACAGCACUGACAUGGUUUCUGAAAUAAACCUCUUCAGUGCAAACAUCACUGGAACUCUCACCCAAUUCAAUUUCACACAAUUUGUCAAUCUCACACGUUUUGAUGUCAAUAAUAACAGUCUCAAUGGACCAAUACCUUCUGCCAUUAGUAGCCUGUCCAAGCUCUUUCUCCUGGAUUUGAGCAACAAUUCUUUUGAAGGUAACAUACCAUCGGUGCUAGGGCAACUGACGGAGCUUCAAUAUCUCAGUCUGUUCAACAACAAUCUCAAUGGUACUAUCCCUUACCAACUUAGCACUCUUCAAAAACUGUGGUACUUAGACCUUGGGUGGAACAAAUUAGACUCUCCUGACUCGUCCCAAUUCUCAGCCAUGCCAUUCUUAAGACACCUUAAUCUAGGAAACAAUUCACUUAGUUUAGGCUUUCCUGGUUUCGUACCUGAUUGUUGGAAUUUGACUUUCCUAGACUUGUCAAUAAACCAUUUGACCGGGCCAAUACCCGAGUCAGUUUUCACCAAUUUGGGCCAGCUUCAGUAUCUCAAUCUAACGAAUAACUCAUUCCAAGGACCACUGUCACCAAACAUUUCCAAGCUUUCCAAGCUCAAAAACCUCCAUCUAGGAACCAAUAAGUUAAAUGGUCCGAUUCCCGAGAGUAUAGGAUUCCUGUCUGAUCUUGAAACUUUGGAAUUGUUUGAAAAUUCAUUUGAAAAUAAGAUUCCAUCUUCUGUAGGCCAACUAACAAAGCUCCAGAAACUUGAUCUUCAUUCCAAUGGUUUAAAUUCUACAAUUCCUUUUGAGCUUGGUUUUUGUUCUAACCUCUCAUUUCUGGCCUUAGCCGAUAAUCCACUUACUGGGGAAUUGCCUUCGUCAUUGUCCAAUCUCACCAAAAUAUGUGAGCUGGGUUUGUCAAAUAAUUCUCUUAUGGGUGAGAUCCUGCCAUCUCUUAUCACUAAAUGGACCAGCUUGAUCUCAUUGCAACUCCAAUACAACUCUUUCACUGGAAGGAUUCCUCCAGAAAUUGGCUUAUUGACAAAGCUCAACUACCUCUAUUUGUUUAACAACAAACUAUCGGGGUCGAUUCCCUCCGAGAUAGGGAACUUGAAAAAUCUAAUAGAACUAAGCCUUGCAAGAAACCAGCUUUCAGGUCCAAUUCCUCUGACAAUAUGGAGUCUAAAAAACCUGCAACUCUUGCAACUUUUUGAAAAUAAUCUCAACGGCACAAUUCCACAAGAGAUCGGUAAUAUGGCAUCACUCUCCUCUAUUAACCUUGACAUGAACCAACUGUAUGGGAAGUUGCCAGAGACCAUUUCUCGCCUCACCAAUUUACAGGGAUUUUCAUUGCAUAGUAAUUAUUUAUCAGGUAGAAUUCCUCAGGAUUUUGGGAGAUACAUUCCUCAGUUGAAUUAUGUUAACCUUUACAACAACAGCUUCUCUGGGGAAUUGCCUCCUGAAUUAUGCCGUGGCUUUGCUCUUGGAUACUUGGGUGUUCAACAUAACAACUUCACGGGGUCAUUGCCAACUUGCUUGAGAAACUGUAGUGGACUAAAUGCAGUUGGUCUUGGUGGGAACCGAUUUACCGGUAACAUUACAAAUGCAUUCGGAGUUUAUCCAAAUGUCGAAUAUGUUACUCUUAACGACAAUCAAUUCACUGGUGAAAUCUCGCCGGCCUGGGGAGAAUGCAAAAGCCUUAUCGACCUACAGAUGGCCAGGAAUCGAAUUUCUGGUGACAUACCAGCUGAGCUUGGAAAGUUGACUCAGUUGCAGUUGCUAAACCUGGGCUCAAACGAGUUGACUGGGAGCAUUCCUACUGAGCUUGGAAAUUUGAAAAGGUUGUUUAACCUCAAUUUGAGCCAGAAUCAUCUGUCAGGACAGAUACCUCGGAAUAUAGGUAAUUUACUGGAACUUCAAUAUUUAGAUUUGUCAGAGAACAGCUUGACAGGAACAACACCAGAAGAGCUUGGGAACUGUAACAAGUUAUUGAGCCUGAACUUGAAUCGCAACAAUUUAUCUGGUGACAUUCCAUCGGAGCUAGGGAGCUUAGCUACUCUGCAGUAUUCAUUAGACCUCAGCAGCAAUUCAUUCUCAGGACAAAUCCCUCCAGAGUUGGGAAAACUCAUUUCACUGGAGAAUCUUAAUCUUUCACAUAACAAUCUCUCUGGUAAAAUCCCAACAACAUUACCCCAAAUGAUCAGUCUUCGUUCAUUUGAUUUCUCCUGGAAUGAGUUGACAGGUCCAAUUCCAACUGCUGGUCCAUUCCGAAAUGCUUCCGGAGAAGCCUUUGUUGGAAACUCAGGUUUGUGUGGAAAUGUCGAAGGACUGCCUCCUUGUUAUUCAAUUUCAAUCAGAAAAAGGUCCAGAAUGCGUACUGUGAAGGUGGUUAUUGGGGUAGUUCUUUCUGUCUUCGGCUUAGCAACAAUUGCCGCUUCAGUUUUUGCAUGUCAUUAUCUACGGGAUCAGCCAGAUGAGGAAGCUGAAGGUAGUAAGUUGGAAGGUUCUGAGUCGAUUUGGUCAAAAGAAAGAAAUUUUAAAUUUGGAGACAUUGUAACAGCAACAGAGGAUUUCAGUGAAAGAUUCUGUAUUGGGAAAGGAGGAUCCGGCAGUGUUUACAAAGCAUUAUUGCCUACAGGUCAAAUAGUUGCGGUUAAAAAACUCAAUGUAUCAGACUCCAUUGACAUUCUAGCUACUAAUCGCCGAAGUUUUGAGAAUGAAAUCCGUAUGCUAACAGAGGUGAGGCAUCGAAAUGUCGUCAAGUUUUACGGGUUCUGUUCUCAUAGGGGGCUUUUGUACUUGGUUUAUGAGUAUAUGGAGAGAGGAAGUUUGAAAAGCGUAUUGUACGGAGCAGAAGGGGAAGUGGAGUUAGGCUGGGCGACAAGGGUGAAACUUGUUCAAGGAUUGGCUCAUGCAAUUUCUUACUUGCAUCAUGACUGCUCUCCACCUAUUAUACACCGAGACAUAUCUUUGAGUAACGUCUUGGUGGAAGCAGGAUUUGAGCCAAAACUCUCAGAUUUUGGCACUGCAAGGUUGUUGGAUCCAAAUUCAUCCAAUUGGACCGCAGCUGUUGGAACUUUUGGCUACAUGGCUCCAGAACUUGCACUCACAGUGCGGCGCAGUCUCACAGAUAAAUGUGAUGUUUACAGCUUUGGAGUAGUGGCAUUAGAGGUUAUGAUGGGAAGGCAUCCAGGGGAACUCUUGAAUCCCCUGACAUCAUCAACUUUAUCGUCAGAAAGUACAGAAGUGUUUUUGAAGGAUGUGCUAGACACACGACUCCCGCCUCCCAUAGGCCAAGUUGCAGGGGAAGUUGUGUUUGUAGUCACUCUGGGCUUGAAGUGCACAAAUAUCAAGGCAGAGUCAAGACCCACCAUGCGUUCUGUGGCACAAGAUCUAUCAGCAAGAAGACAGGCUUGCCUGAGUGAACCAUUGGGAAAGAUAACCGUUAGCAAGCUAACAGGAAUAUCAGACGUAGAAGAAUGACGCAAAACUAAUAGCCAACCAAAUCCCACUUCACCAUGGAGUUACGCCUGCAUUACACUUC
Molecule: messenger RNA, 3733 nt
Organism: Durio zibethinus
Lineage: Eukaryota; Viridiplantae; Streptophyta; Magnoliopsida; Malvales; Malvaceae
Biological process (GO): protein phosphorylation
Molecular function (GO): protein binding; ATP binding; protein kinase activity
Source: RefSeq, a predicted model, not a curated record